Molecule: messenger RNA, 846 nt
Organism: Bathycoccus prasinos
Lineage: Eukaryota; Viridiplantae; Chlorophyta; Mamiellophyceae; Mamiellales; Bathycoccaceae
Exons: 1
Coding region: 1-846 (281 amino acids)
Biological process (GO): RNA splicing
Cellular component (GO): precatalytic spliceosome
Source: RefSeq, a predicted model, not a curated record
AUGAACUCUUCUGAACGAGGAGGACGAUUCGGGCGAGGCCGCGACGAGAAAGACGAGUACUACAGAGACAGAGGAAGAAGAGAUUCUGUUGGAGGACGACGCCACUUUGAGGAAGAGGAGCAGGAGGAGGAGGAGGAGGAGGAGGAGAGACGAUACCGACAACGACGGCGGUCCCGGUCUCCAGAAGAAAACUUUAACAGAAACGAGAACAGAGGUAGAAACGUGGGCAUAACCGGCGGAGGUGGAUGGAGCAGAGGAGGAGGAGGAAGAGGUGAGAACGAUCGCGACGGCGAUGAAGACAGAGGAGGAAGAGGAAGAGGAAGAGGACGCGACGAUUAUUACGACGAUGAUAGAACAAGAAGAGGGAGAGACCGGUCUCGGUCCCGAUCGAGAUCUCGCGAUAGAGGAGGACAUAGACGAGGGGGGCGAGACGAGCCGUACCGCGCUCGAGGAAGAGACGGCGGCGGAGGAGGAAGAGGAGGAAGAGGAGAACGAGUGAGAGAUUAUAGAGACGACAAUAGACACGACGACGAUAGAACAGACGAGCGAAGAGGCGGUGGUCAACGCAGAACAGAUUUGCCGCCUCCGCCACCGCCUCCUCUGGUAGAAAAAGGAAAAGAAGAACUCGUCGUUGCAGAAGACAACGACGACUUUGAGGACGACGAAGCGGCACAGAUGGCAAAGCUCAUGGGCUUUUCCGGAUUCGAUACCACGCAGAACAAACACGUAAAUGAUCCAAACGCAAACGUUUCCGGCGUAUUCAAGAAAACCAAACGGGAAGCGAGGCAAUACAUGAACCGUCCGGGCGGCUUUAACAAACCGUUGCCGAGCGAAAAGACCAGGUGA